AUGGCGGCGAAAGGCCAAAAAGUUGGUGGAAAGGGGAGCAAAAGCUCCCUUUCCAAUUCAUCACAGGCGAAAGGCGACUCUAAAAAUAAGAAAAAAGUUACCCUUGAAGGAGAUGAUGAAGCUGAUGAGAAAGAAGGAAGCUUUGCAUACAAAAUUCUAUCAGAAGAUCAAUGCAAAACACUUCUUGGGCAAGAUGUUGAUGAAAUACAAAUAACAUUAUGUGAUAUUUUCAAACUACACAACUACACUACAGACCUGCGUGAUGCUGGAGUGCUAGAUUACUACACUGGGGCUGUGUGGUGGGGUAAAGAACAAGGCUUCCAUCCUCAACAACUGUCAGGCUUCUUCACAGUUAUACACACACUACUGGAUAAUGUGAAAGAACAACAUAUGGCAAUGGUAGACAACUUGAAAGAAUUUAAGAAAAUGUUAAUUGGGAUUGAUCCAGAGUAUCAGGAAAUUAAGUCGGCUGGUUUAGAUUUCUUCAAUACACAACAGGCUAAAGCCUUAACAAUCUACGUCAGCACUUGUCUUUUUCAACACUAUAAGCUGUAUGAAUUAAUGUUUACUCAAACCCAAGCUGAGGAAAUCAUUGGUACUGAUUUGGAGAUAGAGACAGCCAAGCCUGCGAGUGUACCCUUUCCCCCACCCCUGGAUGAAGGCGUGUCCGAGGAGAUGUUUGCCUCCUAUAUAGCUACUCCUCCCCCUACACCAGAACCUGAGCAGGUAGUUAAAAGUGAAGGUGGUUUUGCAGGAGAGGUGGAUGAAGGAGACAAAGCAAUGGAGGACUUGGAGACUAAAUUGGACACAGACAUUUUCUCUGAACUCACAGUAGAUGAUGUACGACAGGUCAUAGAGAGUGUAGCAAAAGAGCUACUGGACCCGUUACAGAGUGACAUUGCAGCAAAACUUCGGGAAAAGGAAAAUAUUCUCAUUGGAAGAAUCAACAAAGUUCACAAAGUGGCAGAAGAAGGAUCUCCGUGAAAGUAGUAGUAGUUAUGUAACUGUGGGUAUACUAUAACUUUUCAACAGUCAUUACAUGCUUUAUCAAAGCAGAUAGGAAGCCUGAUCAAACUAGAGGAGCAAAAUUGUGCAAUGGACAAGACAGACCUGGCUCAAAUUCCUGGAGAUGGAAGUAUUAACCUACAACACUGAUUCUAAAGCAAAUAGAAAUAAUGAUGAAGUCUGAUGAAUGCAUACUUUAUGUUUAUAUUUUCAUAUUUAACUCUUGAAAAGAAUAUGAUGGUGAAUGAAG
Messenger RNA from Ylistrum balloti, 1255 nucleotides. RefSeq names its product ciliary-associated calcium-binding coiled-coil protein 1-like. NCBI's taxonomy places the organism in Eukaryota, Metazoa, Mollusca, Bivalvia, Pectinida, Pectinidae. The record is from RefSeq and is a predicted model, not a curated record. The transcript has 9 exons. The coding region runs from base 1 to 984 and encodes 327 amino acids.